AGGGAGUGUCGGUCGCGGCCUCGGUGCUCUCCGCGGCCCGGCAUGCGCUGAGCGCCCCCGUCCCUGCCGCAGCGCGCCCGCCCGGCGGCCGCCGCCCCCCCGAGGUGUGAAUGACAGAGGAGGUGCCUCCGACUGCGCUUACUGACGUAAACCUCCGUCUUCUCUGCCACGAUGACAUAGACACAGUGAAACAACUCUGUGGCGACUGGUUCCCAAUAGAGUACCCUGACUCAUGGUACCGAGAUAUCACUUCCAACAAGAAGUUCUUUUCCCUUGCAGCCACGUAUAGAGGCUCCAUCGUGGGAAUGAUAGUAGCAGAGAUCAAGAGCAGAACAAAAGUGCAUAAAGAGGAUGGAGACAUCCUAGCUUCCAAUUUUCCUGUGGACACUCAAGUUGCUUACAUCCUAAGUCUUGGAGUGGUGAAGGAGUUCAGAAAACAUGGAAUAGGUUCACUCUUGCUUGAAAGUUUAAAAGAUCAUAUAUCAACAACUGCCCAGGAUCACUGCAAAGCCAUCUAUCUGCAUGUCCUCACUACUAACAACACAGCAAUAAACUUCUAUGAAAACAGAGACUUUAAGCAGCACCACUAUCUUCCCUAUUAUUAUUCCAUAAGAGGGGUCCUCAAAGAUGGCUUUACCUAUGUUCUCUACAUCAACGGCGGACAUCCACCCUGGACAAUCUUUGACUACCUACAGCACAUUGGAUCAACACUAGCCAGCCUGAGCCCCUGUUCAAUUCCCCAGAGGAUAUAUCGACAAGCCCAGAGCCUUCUCUGCAGCCUUCUGCCCUGGUCUGGCAUUUCUGCCAAGAGCGGCAUUGAAUACAGCCGGACAAUGUGACUUGAUCAGAAGAUGUACGAAAAGCAAAGGAUUGUUCUUCCUUUCAUCUCCUGAACCACCAGCUCUGCACCGAUUCCAGUGCUGUUGGCUUUCGGUCAGUGACCCAGCCCUCUGGAAAGGACUCCCUUUUCCACAGAUCGACCAAGAUUUGGCAGACUUGACUGGCUGCAGCCCUGACUUACCCUUGUGGCCUGGAGUCUGCGAGUGCUGCACGGACAGGCCUGGCUGUCUUGUAAGGCAUCUGGCUGCGCCGUAGGCGAGGGCCUCUUGCUGCCACCGGUCUGCGUGCGUCCCUGCCACUUCCCUCGCCUCUGGCUUGUUCACUCGUAUACACGAUGCAGAGGGCUUCAGUCGCUGCUCCCACACUGUAGCUGCUGGAGGUGACCUGAAUGAGGCUGACGAAUCUGCACUGACCAACCAUGUAAAUGAGCCGUUAGCACCCUGGCAGGCCGCUGCCGGCAGGGGCGAGCGUGCUGUCCUAGUCGCAGGGGCGGUGGGGAGCUGGGCGGCCCGAGAGGAUUGCGCUGGGUCCCGCUGCGCCGGUGACUGCUGCUGGUGCUUCCUGCCCCCUCGCAGGAGCGAACCACCCUAGCCCCACCCAUCCUUCUGGAGUGACCUAAACAGAAGCAUCCAAUUCAGGAUGCAUCCAGUAGAAGGCAGGGAAAGAAAUUGCUGUUUCAUAGUGAAAUAUAUAUUAUACUGUACAGAUCUUUCUGCCUCUGUCCAGGUUGGAACUCAGCAGAGGAGGGGGCUGGGGGCAUGGAGCUGUUGCUUCAGCCAGAGCCCUGGGGAGACUGGUGCAGAGUCCUCCUCCUCCUCCCCUGCAUGUGUCUUCCCUUGGCACCAGCGUCAAACUCUUGCAGGAUCUUUUGGGAAUUGAGGUCUGUGUACAGAUCACUGUGGCUUUUAUUUGGCUGUUGAAGAAAAGCCACCACUGCUGCUCACUUGUGUGUUUGAGGUUGCAGUCUGUGGACGUUGCCACGGGCAUGUGCCAGUUGUAUGUGCUGCAGGAGGCUCACGUUGCCUGGAUGCGGGAAUCCCCCCGCCCCGCGGCUGGCUCAGCCUGGUGCGGCUGCGUCUCAGCUCACCAGACGUUACCCUCGCGCCUGCGCAGGAGGCCCCGGCGUUCCUGUGAGCUGCAGCUGCGCUAGGUCCCUUCCCCAGGCCUCGGUGCGAGUCAGGUGCCUGCUUUGCUUUCAGGGUGGGGGUCCUUGCAGGCAAGCGCUGGAGGCACAGCUAUGGCUGCUGUCUUCCAGAUCCUGCCGCAAGCCCCCCUGCGUUGGCCAAGGCUCUUUCCCUGCUCAGCACCAUGUCACUCAUCCCCCCGCACACACGCACCCCCCCCCCGUCAUGUGCCUGUUCUGAUACUGGGAAUGGUGGAGGUUGAAGAUGCAGCCGGAGCGCGGUGUGCUCCUCAUGCAGGUGUUGCCGCCUCCGGCAGUGAGUGUGCCAGGGAGCGGGGAUGAGAAACAGGCGGGUGUCACUGUUAGACCUAGAGGGAGAAAGAGAAUGUCGAGAUCCUGCAGCCCAAAUGAUUGUACAAAGUCAUUUGAAUCUCUGUCGGCCUUUGAGACUGGAGUUUAAUAAUAAAAGGAUGCAGGAGAACUUACUGUGAGCGGUACCAUGCUGGCUCCUAGGAGAGGAGACCGGGGCCAGCUCCUGGCUUUGCCCGCUGCUGCCAGGGAGCUGGCUGCGUGCACGGCGGCUCUGAGCUUCAUAUCUCUGCUGCAGACGGUCCCACUGAGCGCAGCUUUCACGCUGCUGCCCUGUCUGGCCCUGGGGCACAGGAAGCGUUUUGGUCCAGCCCCAGGGGCUGGUGGAUGUUGCACUGUGGGGACGCAGCGGGCUCUUCUGGGCAGAGGUGUUGUGCCAUGUUCAGGGGCUCAACGGCUCUUUGACUGAAGGGAAAAGCGUUUCUCCAGAGGACAGUCGAGCCCUGCGACAGGGCCUUGGCGAGGUGGGUGACUGCGUCCUUGGAGGCCUUCAGGACCCGAAUGGACAAAGCCCUGAGAGUGGGUCUGAUGUUGACCCCCAUAGAGGUUGUUGAACUAGAAGCCUCCUGAGGUCUCUGACCACCUGAGUUAUUCCUUCUCCUGCGGUCUAGAAACGAUGGCGCUGCUGGGUGGAGCAGGGCAGCACGUGCCGAGAAGCUGCUCUUGCCAGGCGGUGCCGUAGCGGGCGAGCGAGUGCAGCCUCGCGGCUGCGGGAGGCUCGGUAACCGUUGUGCUGUGGGAGGAGAUGGGGCCGGCAGGCUGCCGCGCUGGGCGUUCCCUGCGGCCGAAACGCCACCGGCCUGGGGCGCUUCCAGCGGCGGGUGGGUUGCGGUCAUCGAGGCUUGAGCUGGGACGUGGGGAGGAGAGCCGGGACGUGGGGAGGAGAGCCGCGGUGGGGCUCCGAGGUGGCGCGGAGCGGCCCGGCUCCCCUCCGCGUGCGGGUGCGACGUAGCGAACGACGCGCGUUUAGCUCAGCAAAAACCAUAGCUCGGUUUUCUGCUGAAGCGGCCGGCAAAGCGGCUCUGGUCGCAAAAGGCGGGGGCGAGAGGGGGCAGCUCUGCGGAGCGGCCGGCUCGGCUUGGCUCGGCUCGGCUCGGCUGCUCGCAGCCCGGGAGUCUCCUUCAGCAAGGGCUCCCGGCGCGCGCCGCCCUGGGGCCGUGCGCCAGGCUGGGCCUGGGGUUCCUGGUGCCGCUAUUUAAUGGUGUUUUUAACUGGGGCACAAGAGCUGCCUGCGUCCCCGCGGCCGGGCUGCCACCGACUAGCCCGCGCGUGGGGCUGAGCUCCCCAGCAACGCUCCGCCGCAGCGCUGGAGCCCACGGCUGCCCGGGCUCCCUUCCCUUCUGGGAACAGCCCUGGUGCGGGGUAGCGGCUGCCUCCGGCCCCUCUUCGGCGGAGCUGCCCUCCGGCCGGUGGCUCCGGCGGCGCCCGCCGGUCCCGCUCCUUCCGCAGCCCGUCUGCGGUGGUACGGGCAGGAGGUGCUUGCCCCCCCCCCCCCAUACAGCGCUUCCCUGCAGGGCUGCCCUGAAGGACCCUCCCAGCCUUGUUUGCGUGACCUUAUUUUGCAUUUUGCAUUACCUUAGCUGCUUUUCUUUUUUUUUUUUUUUUUUUUUUUUUUUUUUUUUUUUUUUACUUAAAUGUUUCUGUUUGUUUGUGGGGAUUUCUUCAGCAGCUAAAAAGCUCUUUGUCUCCUUUGGCACUUAAGUUUCUCUGAACUAGCUGGACCAGAAUGAAUCCGUCUCUUUCCUGUUUGUCUCAGACUGACAUUUCUCACCUCUUUUUAUCGUGCCCCUUACACAACUUAACUUGUCCACUGCUGCACUGGACCAAGGCCAGAGGGGACCGGCGACUGGUGCACGUUGUCCUCCUUGCCCCCCCCCCCCCCCCCCCGCCCCGUCCUCCAAGGUGGCAACCAUGUCCCCACCUCCCAGCCCCACUGUGCCCUGUUAUUUAUUGAGGAGCGUUGUGCUGCCGCUGUCAGCGUCACCCUGAAUGUCUUCAAUUAAACCAAGCCUCUUUUGUGCGUCUUCUG
Molecule: messenger RNA, 4361 nt
Organism: Rhea pennata
Lineage: Eukaryota; Metazoa; Chordata; Aves; Rheiformes; Rheidae
Gene: NAA60
Product: N-alpha-acetyltransferase 60, NatF catalytic subunit
Exons: 7
Coding region: 111-839 (242 amino acids)
Biological process (GO): N-terminal peptidyl-methionine acetylation
Cellular component (GO): Golgi membrane
Molecular function (GO): protein-N-terminal amino-acid acetyltransferase activity; histone acetyltransferase activity
Source: RefSeq, a predicted model, not a curated record